AUGAUUUAUUUCCCCCAUUUUCCGACCCUACUAUUCACUAUCUUCAUCUGUUCAUUGUUAUCAGUAGUUAAAUCAAAUGAAACACCAGAAUUCUCCAUUUAUGAAGUGCUUAAGCUUCAUGGGCUGCCAAUGGGCUUGCUUCCGAAAGGCGUAAAGGACUUCACCUUGGACAAUUCAGGGACCUUCGAGGUUCAUCUGGAUCAAGCCUGCACUGCCAAGUUUGAAAAUGAAAUGCACUAUCAUAGAAACGUUUCGGGCACCUUACGUUACGGGCAGAUCGACGGGCUGUCUGGGAUUUCUGCUCAGGAUUUGUUCUUGUGGUUUCCGGUGAAGGAAAUCCGGGUCGAUAUUCCAAGUUCCGGUUUGAUUUACUUUGAUGUGGGUGUGGUUUCUAAGCAGUUUUCUUUGUCUUCAUUUGAGACUCCAAGGGAUUGUUUGGCUGUUCAUGUCCCGGAUCUUGAAGAUGGAAGACAUAUAGUGGAGUCUGUUUCUAAGAUUAAAUCGGAGAAGCUCCGGUAUCAGCCUAUUCAAGACAAUACUGCAAGGACAGCAUUGUAG
Fraxinus pennsylvanica is the source of this 558-nucleotide messenger RNA. The record is from the annotation of a GenBank genome assembly. Lineage: Eukaryota; Viridiplantae; Streptophyta; Magnoliopsida; Lamiales; Oleaceae.